CAGGGAGGAAAGAACAGGAGAAGAGGAAAGAACGAGAACGAGGACGAGAAGCGUGAGCUUGUGUUCAAGGAGGAUGGACAGGAAUACGCUCAGGUCACCAAGAUGCUUGGUAACGGACGUUUGGAGGCCAUGUGCUUCGACGGAGAGAGGCGUUUGGCGCACAUUCGUGGAAAGUUGAGGAAGAAGGUCUGGAUCAACCAGGGUGAUAUCAUCCUCCUCUCCCUCCGUGAAUACCAGGACGAGAAGGCCGACGUUAUCCAGAAGUACAAUGCCGAUGAGGCGAGAAACCUCAAGGCCUACGGAGAGUUGCCCGAGAACGCCAAGAUCAACGAGACUGACAUGUUCGGUGGUGAGGGUGACGAGGAGUGUAACUUCGAGUUCGACAUCGACGAGAUCUAA
Molecule: messenger RNA, 399 nt
Organism: Saitoella complicata NRRL Y-17804
Lineage: Eukaryota; Fungi; Ascomycota; Saitoellomycetes; Saitoellales; Saitoellaceae
Product: eukaryotic translation initiation factor 1A
Exons: 2
Biological process (GO): translational initiation
Cellular component (GO): cytoplasm
Molecular function (GO): translation initiation factor activity; RNA binding
Source: RefSeq, a predicted model, not a curated record